This is a messenger RNA of Puma concolor (puma), 2464 nucleotides long. Lineage: Eukaryota; Metazoa; Chordata; Mammalia; Carnivora; Felidae. The record is from RefSeq and is a predicted model, not a curated record.
GAAGAUCUAGGCUUCUGAAAUGUUUCCCCUGAAGGAUGCUGAAAUGGGUGCCUUUACCUUCUUUGCCUCAGCUCUGCCACAUGAUGUUUGUGGAAGUAAUGGGCUUCCUCUUACACCAAAUUCCAUCAAAAUUUUGGGGCGAUUUCAAAUCCUUAAGACCAUCACUCAUCCCAGACUUUGCCAGUAUGUGGAUAUUUCUAGGGGAAAGCAUGAAGUGUUUAUUGCCUUCUUAUGUGGUUGCUGUGUAGGGCAUAAGAAGGUAUUGCAUAAGCUGAGACACUUAAUAGAGAGACUGGUGGUGGUAGCUGAACACUGUGAACGGAGUCUAGAAGACUUGCUUCGAGAGAGGAAACCCAUGAGCUACUCAAAGGUUUUGUGCAUAGCAUUUGAGGUACUUCAGGGUUUGCAGUAUAUGAACAAACAUGGUAUAGUACACCGGGCACUUUCUCCUCAUAAUAUUCUUUUGGACCGAAAGGGACAUGUUAAAUUGGCUAAAUUUGGACUUUAUCACAUGACAGCUCAUGGUGACGAUGUUGAUUUCCCAAUUGGGUAUCCAUCAUACUUGGCACCCGAGGUAAUUGCACAAGGAAUUGUCAAAAGCACUGAUCAUAUGCCAAGUGAAAAACCAUUGCCUUCUGGCCCCAAAUCAGAUGUGUGGUCUCUUGGAAUAAUUUUAUUUGAGCUUUCUGUGGGAAGAAAAUUAUUUCAAAGCUUGGAUAUUUCUGAAAGACUAAAAUUUUUGCUUACAUUAGGAGGGGCCCUGAAGCACCGGGAGGGAGGCAGGCUGACCCGUCGGAGGGAUGGAUUCACAGGAGCCCAGUGCUGGGUGUUUGUGUGGUGCAAGCACGUUCGUUUUCUCUUUGAAGAUGGUGAAAGCUUUGGGCAAGGUCGAGACAGAAGCUCACUGUUGGAUGACACCACUGUGACGUUGUCAUUAUGCCAGCUAAGGAAUAGAUUAAAAGAUGUUGGUGGAGAAGCAUUUUACCCACUACUUGAAGAUGACCAGUCUAAUUUACCUCAUUCAAACAGCAAUAAUGAGUUGUCUGCAGCUGCCACUCUCCCUUUAAUCAUCAGAGAGAGGGACACAGAGUACCAACUAAACAGAAUCAUUCUCUUUGACAGGCUGCUAAAGGCUUAUCCAUAUAAAAAAAAUCAAAUCUGGAAGGAAGCACGAGUUGACAUUCCUCCUCUUAUGAGAGGUUUAACAUGGGCUGCUCUUCUGGGAGUUGAGGGGGCUAUCCAUGCCAAAUAUGAUGCAAUUGAUAAAGACACUCCAAUUCCUACAGAUAGACAAAUUGAAGUGGAUAUUCCUCGUUGUCAUCAGUACGAUGAACUGCUGUCAUCACCAGAAGGUCAUGCAAAAUUUAGGCGUGUAUUAAAAGCCUGGGUUGUGUCUCAUCCUGAUCUUGUGUAUUGGCAAGGUCUUGAUUCACUUUGUGCUCCAUUCCUAUAUUUAAAUUUUAAUAAUGAAGCCUUGGCUUAUGCAUGUAUGUCUGCUUUUAUUCCCAAAUACCUGUAUAACUUUUUCUUGAAAGACAACUCGCAUGUAAUACAAGAGUAUCUGACUGUGUUCUCUCAGAUGAUUGCUUUCCAUGAUCCAGAGCUGAGCAAUCAUCUCAAUGAGAUUGGAUUUAUUCCAGAUCUCUAUGCCAUCCCUUGGUUUCUCACCAUGUUUACCCAUGUAUUUCCACUGCACAAAAUUUUCCACCUCUGGGAUACCUUACUCCUUGGGAACUCCUCUUUCCCAUUCUGUAUUGGAGUAGCAAUCCUCCAGCAGCUUCGGGACCGGCUUUUGGCUAAUGGCUUUAAUGAGUGCAUUCUUCUCUUCUCUGAUUUACCAGAAAUUGACAUUGAACGCUGUGUGCGAGAAUCAAUCAACCUCUUUUGUUGGACUCCUAAAAGUGCUACUUACAGACAGCAUGCUCAACCUCCAAAGCCAACUUCUGAUAGCAGUGGAGUCAGAAGUUCAACACCUUUUUUCUCCACUGAGUGUCCAGAUCCUCCGAAAACAGAUUUGUCAAGAGAAUCCAUCCCAUUAAAUGACCUAAAGUCAGAAGUAUCACCCAGGAUUUCAGCAGAGGACCUGAUUGACUUGUGUGAACUCACAGUGACAGGCCAUUUCAAAACACCCAUGAAGAAGACAAAGUCCAGUAAACCAAAGCUCCUGGUAGUUGACAUCCGGAACAGUGAAGAUUUUAUUCGGGGUCAUAUUUCAGGCAGCAUCAACAUUCCAUUCAGUGCUGCGUUCACUGCAGAUGGAGAGCUUACCCAGGGCCCUUUCACUUCUGUGCUCCAGAGCUUCAAAGGGAAGGUCAUUGUCAUUGUGGGGCAGGUGGCAAAGCACACAGCAGAGUUCGCAGCUCACCUUGUGAAGAUGAAAUAUCCAAGAAUAUGUAUUCUCGAUGGCGGCAUUAAUAAGAUCAAGCCAACAGGCCUCCUCACCGUCCCGUCUCCUCAAAUAUGA